UUCCUUUGCAAUGAAUAACCAAAAAUCGGAUGAAAGUCUGGCUUUGCGCCCCCAUCUCCUCAGUCUGCGUUGCCCUGAACGUUUUGUGAAAACGAGGAAAAGAUGAAAGCCUUUAUGAUUCUGUUUUCUAUCAUCCAUAUGAACCAUUGUAUUGACCUGAAAGGACUCUAUGGGGAUUUUGCUUCUCCUGGGUUCCCAAACCCAUACCCAAAUAACAUCAAACGCAUAUGGAAUAUUUUAGUUUCACCUGGCCAUAGGAUCCGGCUGUACUUCACCCAUUUUGAUUUGGAGCCCUCCCAUUUGUGUGAAUACGACUAUGUCCAGAUUCUUUCAGGAACUAAUGAGACCGCCAGGUUCUGUGGCCAAAGUGGCAUCGAUAUUGAAGAUGUCCCCGGAAAUGAGCCGCUCUACUCUGCAACCAACAGCAUGACCGUUGUGUUUAGAUCUGACUAUUCCAAUGAGAAGCGAUUCACUGGAUUUAGAGCAUUUUAUGCAGCUGAAGAUAUCAACGAGUGUCAAAUGAUGGUUGAUGGUGAGCCUAUAUGUGAUCACAAUUGCCAUAAUUACGUGGGUGGUUAUUACUGCUCUUGUAAAAUGGGAUACUUUCUUCAUUCUGACAAAAGAACUUGUACUGUCAACUGCAGUACUCAGCUGUUUACUGAACGCUCAGGAGAGCUAAUGAGCCCAGAAUUCCCAGCACCGUACCCUAAAUUGUCAACUUGUGAGUACCGUAUACGAGUGGAGGAGGGCUUCACUAUUCUCCUGGAGUUUGUGGAAUCUUUUGAUGUAGAAACGCAUCCAGAGGUCAGAUGUCCCUAUGAUAUUCUCAUGAUUAAAACACAAAAACAGGAUCAUGGACCUUUCUGUGGAGCAACCCUGCCAGCCAAAAUAAACACCAACAGCUAUGAAGUGGACACCACAUUUAAAACAGAUGGGUCAGGAUCAAACACGGGGUGGAAAAUUAAAUACACCACCACAGCUAUGCCUUGUCCAGAUCCAGUAACACCUGCUCAUGGACGCCUCUCACCCAAGCAAGCAAAAUAUAUCUUUAAAGAUCGCUUUGUACUGACCUGUGAUCGUGGCUAUGAGCUCCUCUGGGGAAACCAAGAGAUCCCAUCUUUUGAAGCUGUUUGUCAGAAAAAUGGCAUUUGGGACAAACCAAUGCCAAAGUGUAGCUGUGAGUAACUCUUUAAUGCUUCU
This is a messenger RNA of Polypterus senegalus (gray bichir), 1200 nucleotides long. RefSeq names its product mannan-binding lectin serine protease 2-like. Gene Ontology annotation, molecular function: serine-type endopeptidase activity; calcium ion binding. Bases 103 to 1185 code for a protein of 360 amino acids. The record is from RefSeq and is a predicted model, not a curated record. Lineage: Eukaryota; Metazoa; Chordata; Cladistia; Polypteriformes; Polypteridae. The transcript is spliced from 8 exons.